UUUUUUUUCUCUUUGUUUUUUUUUAUAACCUCAUCUUUCUAUACUUUAUUGUGAUAGUAGUUUGAAUCUAAAAAUAUGGUGACUUCCAUGUCUUCACAAAAAAGACAUGUCAUCCUUAUUGGUACCUUUUUGAUAUUUUUAUUAACCAUCUCAUAUUACCAAUACGCCACAUCUUCAACUAAUGAUCAACCAAGUUUAUAUAUACAACAACAAGAUGAUUUACCUAUAGCUUCACCUAUUAUUUCUUUAUCAACUUCUUCUUCUGAUGAUAAUUCUAUUAUUCAACCUUGUGAUAAAGGUGAUAUUCCUUGGUUAGCUUCAGAUCGACAAUAUUGGGAUGGAUGGAAAACCAAAUCAUUCUUUUUAUUACCUGAUGGUAAUUUUACUUUGGAUAAUGUUAUUAUUGAACAAGAAAAUGGAUUAUGUAUUGUUGUUUUGCUUGGACCUAUACCAGCAGCAUCUAAAAUCAAAGUAGAAUCUCAUUAUGCACCACCUGAUAGUAUCACCAUGACGGCUAUUGGAAAACAUUAUAGAAUUCCUAUUACUUUACAUCAAUAUCCAAAACAAAGUAAUGCUUAUUAUGCCAACGUUUAUUUCCGUCACAGUGAUUCUUAUAUCUUGAAAAGUACCACUGAAUUUCGUUCUUAUUUUUGGGAAACACCUAUUCAACAUAAUUAUCAACCUUUCAGUUUUGAUUCCAGUAAUAUGGUCAUUGUUACUCCUUCAGCUUAUCCUUCUCUUCAACAACCUGCUUGUGAACCUAAUCAACCUGUGGAAGGUAGUUGGCGAAAUGAUACAAAUCAAUUUCAAUUUAUUCCUGAUCAUUGUGAAAUGAAAUAUACUCGUCAAGAUGGAUUACGUUGUUUACGUAGAAAAACGAUUCAUGUGUGGGCUGAUGCUAAUUUACGAAGAAAUUUGAAAACUUUAGCCUCUCCUUAUUGGUGUGAUAUAAACAACGAUCCUGAAGCCACUUGUAUUUGUAAUGAUGAUCUAGAAGAUCCUGAUCAUUUAUUAUAUCCAUGGGCAGCAGAUCAUAACAUUCCAUUAGCUUUGGGAGAUAACAAGGUACAUUAUAAUUCCAUCAACAGCAUCACCACUCAAGAUUGGCGACAGGAAAUGGCAAUGCGAGUGAAAGAUCAAUUACCACCAGCUGAUCUAGUGAUUGUAGGUGUAGGUAAUGAUGAUAUUCCAUUGAGUCGAAUGAAACCAAGUCAAUUUGCCAAUGCAUUAUCUGAUUUGCUUCAUCAUAUGACCACCACUGUUUAUCCUGACCAAAUCAUCAUCCUACGCACACCUCAAUUCUUUGGUACUGGACAACAUUAUUAUACUUCUUGGAAUGCUGGUCGAAGCCGGGCUUUUGCCAACGUAGUCCGUGAUCUUGUUCAUGAAUAUCCUCGUGUCAAAUUAUGGGAUACACAUCAAUUAGGUUUGGAAGAUAAUACAUGUCGUUAUCAAGGCACAACUUAUAGCAGACGCAAUGUCGUGGAUGUUGAAAAUCAAUUAUUACUCAAUCUCUUUUGUGGCGUGUAGAUUCCUUUAUAUAGAUUUUUUUCCUAGUUUAUUAUUAUUAUUAUUAUUUUUCAUUCAUUACCUAUGUAUACAAUUGCAUUUCUUUUUUUUUUUUAUAUUCCACAUUUAU
This is a messenger RNA of Halteromyces radiatus, 1639 nucleotides long. RefSeq lists its product as uncharacterized. The coding region runs from base 76 to 1530 and encodes 484 amino acids. NCBI's taxonomy places the organism in Eukaryota, Fungi, Mucoromycota, Mucoromycetes, Mucorales, Cunninghamellaceae. The transcript has 4 exons. The record is from RefSeq and is a predicted model, not a curated record.